This is a messenger RNA of Oryzias latipes (Japanese medaka), 1910 nucleotides long. It is a transcript of the gene eef1e1, whose product is annotated as eukaryotic translation elongation factor 1 epsilon 1. The record is from RefSeq and is a predicted model, not a curated record. NCBI's taxonomy places the organism in Eukaryota, Metazoa, Chordata, Actinopteri, Beloniformes, Adrianichthyidae. Gene Ontology annotation, cellular component: aminoacyl-tRNA synthetase multienzyme complex; nucleus; cytoplasm. Gene Ontology annotation, biological process: positive regulation of DNA damage response, signal transduction by p53 class mediator.
AUCAGAACAAAAACUUUCCUUUGCUAACCCAUGAACUGGGAAAACAUGGCGUUACGGGAGCUAUCGUCGCUAGAGAAAUAUUUGGGCCUGAAAAAGCCUAAUAAAUACAGUACGCAGGGAGAUAAAAAGGUACCAGUGCUGCAGAAUAACCAGGGACCUCCUCUGGUGGGGUUGAUAACCAUCGCCUGUCACCUGGUGAAAGAGGCCAAACGCUCAAAUCUACUGGGUGAAUCUGCUGAAGGCAGAGCAGUGGUGCAACAGUGGCUGGAGUACAGGGUCACCAGACUUGAUGGCUGCACUAAGGAAGACAGCAAGACCAUCCUUAAGGAACUUAACAUUCACCUGCAGGACAAUGUCUACUUGGCAGGGAACCACUUCACCUUAGCUGAUACUCUUAUGUACUAUGGUAUACAUCCACUCAUAGUGGACUUGACCGUCCAGGAGAAGGAGCAGUAUCUGAACGUGGCCCGCUGGUUCGACCACAUUCAGCAUAUCCCCAGCCUGCGACACCACCUCCCUCCAGUAGUCGUACUCAGGAACAGAAUCUACACCAGCAGACACCAUUGAGACUCAACCUGAGCCACUUUCCUCCAAUCCUCCCCAGACCGACUUGUUUCAAGCUUUCUGUCUUUGGGCCCGGGCCGCCAGUCCACUUACUUCCAAGAGCACAUUGGUUAUGUUGUGUCCAUCCUCUGUAAUUCUGUAAUUAGCUUCUGUUGCUGCUUUGUGGUUGAUUCCAACAAAUGAUUGUUAGUUUAUCCUCCUAAAAGGAUGUCAGUGACUUUGAACCUUUAUUUUCAUGUAGGUAAAAAAAAAUUCGACAUCGGUGUUGAACAUUGGAUUCUUCCUGUGGUCUGGGAGUGAUGACAUGGAAAGUCCCAUAGUUUAUUGGUAUUUGAGGGUAAAUUGUGUUGGGUCUUUUCAAAGGGAAAGCUGUUUACGCUGUGGUGUAGCGCUGCUAACUUGGUUAAAAGGUGUUCUUAUUUAUGAAUAGAAUGUUCUGUUUAAUCUGAGCCUUGAAUUUUUUUUAUCAUGGCUAUUACAAGUUGAUAAAAUUAGACAGACUAGUACCUAGCCCAUUAUUCAGUGUGAGUCUGUACCAUUUUAACCCAUUAGGUAUUUUUAUAAGUUUGAAUUUGCAUCUCAGCCUUUUUGACUGGACAGUGUAGUCUGUCUGCGCCUGUAUUUCUGUUAAUUCGCAAUUACAUCCCCACUCUCCGUUCCACUUCCUCGCCACCAGUUGUGUGGGCAGCAUUGAGCAGUUGAACGUCAGCCCCAGAGUCGGAGAUCAGAGUGAGCCUCCAAUCAGUCCCAGUACCACCACUGUUGAUGCUGCAGGCCAGAAAGAGGGCAGUGGGCUCACCAGCUGCCACACAGAUCCAGCCAGCCAAGGCCAGAACUCAGGCCCCUGGGCGACAGUCAGCCACUGUGUGUCAUUUCAACCCUCAUGCUCCCACAGGGCUGCGGCGGAGAGAAGGACGAGGAGAGGCAGCGAGUGAACGAGCAAGGGAGGAAUGAAGGGAUGGAGGCCACAAAGCAAAACAGCACCCAGAGGCCGAGAGAUCUUUUAGUGACACGAACAAUCAUCCGGGUCUCUGCAGGCUGGCUGGAUGCUUUCCAUUAGCAUAAUUAACAGGUCAAAUCAUGGCAGCAGAAGCAGAACCUCUGUUCAUGAAGGUAAUAGGUAUCCAGACAACACUAUGUACAGUUAAAGGAUUACAGUAAAGCAUUUGUCUUCACUCUUUCUGUACACUGAAUCUCUGCUCCCAUGCCUCAAUAUUUCAGUUUAAAUACCUGCAUUUCUGUUGUUUUUCUCUGCUACAUUACAAGUCUUAUCUCCUCAUUGUCUUCAGGAUAGAAACAUGAUGUUCAUCCUUUGCCAAUAAAUCAAAAAGAUGCAAAGCUUAUGA